AUGCCUCCCCAACACAAUGUCAAGCACAUCAAAAUCGCCAUCGUCGGGGCCGGGUCUGUCGGCGUCACAACAGCCUACGCCCUGCUACUCAACGGCCUGGCCGCCGAGAUUGUCCUCAUUGACAUCGACAAGAACCGCGCGCUCGGCGAGGUCAUGGACCUGAGCCAUGCGGCGCACUUUGCGCAGGCCCGGGUGCGCGCAGGCGAGUACGAGGACUGCGCCGGCUCCGCUGCCGUCAUCAUCACGGCGGGCGUCAACCAGAAGCCAGGCCAGACGCGCCUCGACCUGGUCAAGACCAACUACGCGCUCUUCCAAGACGUGGUGCCCAAGAUUGCGCAACACGCGCCCGACACGAUCUUGGUGGUGGCGACAAAUCCUGUGGAUGUGCUAACCCACGCGGCGCACCAGCUGUCUGGGUUCCCCGUCGAGAGGGUCCUGGGGUCGGGCACGGCCAUGGACACCACACGAUUCAGACACGAGCUGGGCAAGUACUUUGGCGUCAACCCACGUAACGUGCACGCCGUGAUUGUAGGCGAGCACGGCGACAGUCAGUUGGCUGUAUGGUCGCUUGCGACCAUCUCGGGUAUGCGGCUCAAGGACUAUUGUCAGCAAAAAGGCGUCGAGUUCAGCGAGGCGGCUAUGGAAGAGUGCUCGAAACGGACCAAGGAGGCAGCGUACGAGAUCAUCCGGCGCAAGGGCAAGACCAAUUAUGGCGUGGCGUCGGUGCUCGUCAGCAUCCUCGAGCCCAUAAUCACCGACGCCGAUGCCAUCAUGACGGUGUCGAGGGUAGGAACAUACGGCGGAGUCGAGGACGUCGCACUCAGCAUGCCGUGCAAGUUGAACCGUCACGGGGCACAUCAGGAUGUACCCCUCCUUCUGAGCAAGUCAGAGCAGGAGGCGUUGAGGCAGUCGGCGCUCAGCAUCAAGGAGGUCCUGUCAUCACUAACCGCCUCUUAG
This is a messenger RNA of Canariomyces notabilis, 957 nucleotides long. RefSeq names its product L-lactate dehydrogenase-like protein. The record is from RefSeq and is a predicted model, not a curated record. The transcript is spliced from 2 exons. Gene Ontology annotation, molecular function: L-lactate dehydrogenase (NAD+) activity. Gene Ontology annotation, cellular component: cytoplasm. The coding region runs from base 1 to 957 and encodes 318 amino acids. NCBI's taxonomy places the organism in Eukaryota, Fungi, Ascomycota, Sordariomycetes, Sordariales, Chaetomiaceae. Gene Ontology annotation, biological process: lactate metabolic process; pyruvate metabolic process.